GCUAGGAAAAGUUUGUCAACAUCUUCUUCGGCUUUCCGUGCCAGUGCUUCAUACCUGCAGUGCCAAUACCACGGAACAUCUUCUUCGACAUGGAUGCCUCCGACAAUCGCAGCCCACAUGUCAUCGCUCUCUUUGAUGUAGAUGGUACUCUUACAAAACCACGCCUCGCUGCGACACCAGAGAUGCUCGCAUUUCUAAAGGAACUUCGCUCCAAGAUUAUCAUCGGCAUGGUCGGCGGUUCUGAUUUGCAGAAGCAAAAAGAACAGCUCGGCGAAGGCGUCCUAGAUAUGUUUGACUACACUUUCUCUGAGAAUGGCCUCGUGGCUUACAAGGGAGACCAUCUCAUUGCUGAAGCUUCCAUUACAGCUCAUUUAGGCGAAGAACGUCUUCAAAAGCUCAUCAACUUCGUCCUUCACUACAUCGCGGAUCUUGAUAUUCCGAUUAAGCGCGGUACCUUCAUCGAAUUUCGAAAGGGAAUGUUGAACGUUUCCCCAAUCGGACGAAACUGCUCGCAGAAAGAAAGAUGUGAAUUUGAGCAAUAUGACAGCAAGUCCAAAAUCAGAGAACGCUUUGUUGCAGUGCUAAAGGAAAAGUUUCCCGAAUAUGGCCUUACUUUUUCUAUUGGCGGCCAGAUUUCUUUCGAUGUGUUUCCUACAGGCUGGGAUAAGACCUACGCUCUCCAGUUCGUCGAUCACAUUAAGGAAAUUCACUUCUUCGGCGACAAGACCUACGAGGGCGGGAAUGAUUUCGAGAUCUACGAAAGUCCGCGUACCAUCGGACACUCAGUCAAGACUCCGGAUGAAACCAUGUCCGCUUGCAAGGCCGUGUUCUUAUCCUGAGGGAACUGCUCACCGAACCCAGUGAAAGUUUUCUCUUAAAGUCCACAGUUGAUCUAUUCAAAAUCGUUCAUGAUUAUGAAACCCCAUUGCCGUGCUGAGAGUCACUGAUAACAUCACAGAGUUCUGACGACGAAAGGCUUACGGUGGCCGGCUGUAUCCCUCUUGACUGAGCAGACACGCGUGCUGUCAACGUCAAUCGUUGUCCCCGGAAUAUCUCUGCAUCUAGGAUGUGGAGAGAAAUCAAGUUAAGUCUGCAAGCAUGCCAUCAUUGUACUCUUUCGAAAUAUACUAGGUAUUUCACGCUUGUGAACUAGCGAAGCAGGUACAAGGGACUUUAACUUCCAUUAAAUAACUACAACUCAUAUUAGUA
Chondrus crispus (carragheen) is the source of this 1209-nucleotide messenger RNA. Its product is annotated as phosphomannomutase. The transcript is spliced from 4 exons. The coding region runs from base 90 to 839 and encodes 249 amino acids. NCBI's taxonomy places the organism in Eukaryota, Rhodophyta, Florideophyceae, Gigartinales, Gigartinaceae. The record is from RefSeq and is a predicted model, not a curated record. Gene Ontology annotation, molecular function: phosphomannomutase activity. Gene Ontology annotation, biological process: GDP-mannose biosynthetic process.